AUGAGCGACCAAAACACUGUCCCCGUUGAAUCUGCGGGUGUCAGUGACGGCCCUCCUUCGAAACGACCCUGCAUGGUCGAUACGCCGCCUAUCGCAAACACACCGGACGAUGGUAGUGAUUUCUACAACACUCCCUUGAAUGCUGGAACGCCAGUGAUCGGUGCGACCCCGGAGGCUAUUGCGCCUGUAUCAGAGACAUCGGGGGUUGCGUCUACGAUGCCCAUGAUCCCUGGGUUGGGCCUUGUCAAUGCAUCCAACGGUCAAUCUGAGGAGCAACCGGCGCAACCUAUCGCUCUGGCACCAGUCAAACAGGAGUCAGAUGUACCUGUCAACCAGGAAGAGAAUGGAGAUGGCUCGAAUCAGGCGGAGGCCAAUACUAAUUCUGCCCAUGAACAUCACCAGACUCCAGCUCAGGCUGAGCCAACGGUUGAGGCGAACAGUGAUGCGAUGGAAGUCGACGUGAAAGCCGAGCCCAGCAGCACAGAAAUUCCCACCGAAUAUACGCAAGAACAGCCACAAAAUGCACAAGGAGAAGAGGAGGAAGAAGAGCACCCUGAAUGGGAAGUCGACUCCGACCCAUACGUAUCAUCUUCCGACAGCUCGACCGAUUCCGACUCCGAUGACAGCGACGACGAGGAUUACCCAAUUCUUAGCCCUGAAGAACAAGCCCGGAUACUCAUGCUUGCCGAAGGUGGCUCCGAUGACGAGGGUGAUAAGGGCAAAUCUGGUAGCUAUAUCCGUUCGACCAACGAGGUUGCGGAUGAAGUUUUGCCCAUUCCCGAAGUCACCAUUACUCCCGAGAUGAAGAUCAUCUACCUCGGAAAAGUCCAAGCAGCUAUUGACAGUGCUGUUCUUGUCGAGGCAAACACAUCUGGUGAAUACCAAGUCCUAGAGUCUGGUUCCCUGCUUUGUUCAGAGGACCGCAGAGUUUUGGGUGUCGUAUCUGAAACCCUUGGCCGAGUUGAGCACCCGCUGUAUACCGUUAUGUAUCCAAGCGCGGAAGAAGUGCAGGAAAAGGGCGUGGUCAAAGAUAUGCCUAUCUACUAUGUUGAAUCUCACUCUACCUUCGUCUUUACCCAGCCACUCAAGGGUAUGAAGGGUAGCGAUGCCUCGAACUUCCACGAUGAGGAGGUUGCUGAGGAUGAAAUGGAGUUCUCCGAUGACGAAGCUGAGGCUGAUUAUCGCAAAAAGCUGAAGCAGAAGAGACAAGAGAGGAAGGAAGGCAAGGACGGACCUUCAAAGCUGAGUCAAACUGAACUCAACUACGAUGAGGAAGGAGGCGAAGAGGGCUACACACCGCUUGCUCGUCCAAAGAAUCUCCACGAGAUCAUGGGCUCUCGCGAAGCACCCAUCGAGGGUGGGGAGCGAGGACCUAGCUUCCGUGGAGGUAGAGGUCGUGGCGGCCGAGGCACUGACCGUGGCCGCGGCGGUCGUGGGAGAGGUGGUGGUGGACGAGGCGGCCAUGGUGAAAGAGACCAAGACCGUCGACCUCAGCAUCAACAGGCCAGCGGUUCUUCAUAUGGUCAGCCAGCUCCGUCUCCUCAAGUUCAGCAAACUCCUUACGGCCAGCCGGCCUAUCCCCAACAGCAGCCCGCUUUCAGCAUGCCCCAGCCUUUCGCUGGUUUCCCACAAUAUGCCCAGCAGUAUGCGCCACAGCAACCGGGACAAGCUCCUCAAGGCGCAGUUCCGUCACCAUUUCCUUUCCAAUUUCCUUUCCAACCUGGCUUCCCUCAGCAAAAUCCAUUCCAAACCAUUCCACAGGGGGCACAUAUCAACCCUCUGUUCUUGGCCGCUUUGCAGCAACAGCAGCAACAGCAACAUUACCAACAGCCUCAACAAUACCAACAACCUCAACAAUACCAGCAACAUCAACAACCUUCUACACAGGCACAACAGCCGAACCCAUCUAUGAACUUUGAGCAGGUCAAAGCCCAGUUGGAUCUGUUGCGGAACUUGAGCAAUGGUAACCAGGGACCUCCUUCUUAG
Messenger RNA from Penicillium malachiteum, 1986 nucleotides. RefSeq names its product RNA-binding snoRNP assembly protein NAF1. Gene Ontology annotation, biological process: ribosome biogenesis; box H/ACA snoRNP assembly; pseudouridine synthesis. Gene Ontology annotation, cellular component: sno(s)RNA-containing ribonucleoprotein complex. The coding region runs from base 1 to 1986 and encodes 661 amino acids. The record is from RefSeq and is a predicted model, not a curated record. Gene Ontology annotation, molecular function: RNA binding. The transcript is spliced from 2 exons. NCBI's taxonomy places the organism in Eukaryota, Fungi, Ascomycota, Eurotiomycetes, Eurotiales, Aspergillaceae.